Molecule: messenger RNA, 4185 nt
Organism: Leptinotarsa decemlineata (Colorado potato beetle)
Lineage: Eukaryota; Metazoa; Arthropoda; Insecta; Coleoptera; Chrysomelidae
Product: Upf1 RNA helicase
Biological process (GO): nuclear-transcribed mRNA catabolic process, nonsense-mediated decay
Cellular component (GO): cytoplasm
Molecular function (GO): zinc ion binding; RNA binding; DNA binding
Source: RefSeq, a predicted model, not a curated record
ACCGGAAAAUAGGCAACCAGUGACAAUCGAAAAACAAAUGAGUAAUCGGAAUAAUGGCGGUUGCUGUCGUAAGUGAAGUUAUUUGGAAGUAAACCAGUGGAACUGUCAGAUAUUCGUAUUAUUUUCGUAAUUUCAAGUAGUCACCAAGAAACACAAAUCAAAUACAGUUUCAAACGGAGGUGUAACGUCAUCACAAAAAUGAGUGUUGAUGCGUAUGGACCAAGUUCGCAAACUCUCACGUUUUUGGACACGGAGGAUGCUGAGUUGAUCGGAGCAGAUACUCAAGGAUCUGAAUGCGAAUUCACAGAUUUCACUAUUCCUUCGCAAACGCAGGCCUCUCAGCAUGAUCACGCCGGCCCCAAAGUUGCGGGGGUACAGCUAAAUAACAACAUUGUUGCAAAAAUCUCCACUGUAACAGCUACACUGGGUGAUCUGCAAUUUGAAGAAGACGAUGAGGAAGGCUUUUUCAAUGGCAAAGAGUUGCCAGAUUACGCAUGUAAAUAUUGUGGCAUACACGACCCACAUUGUGUAGUUUUGUGCAAUUUAUGCAAAAAAUGGUUCUGCAAUGGCAGGGGAAACACAUCAGGAAGCCAUAUAAUUAAUCAUCUCGUGAGGGCAAAACAUAAGGAAGUUACCUUACACAAAGAUGGGCCAUUGGGAGAGACAAUUUUAGAAUGCUACAGCUGUGGAGUGCGAAAUGUAUUUGUUCUGGGUUUCAUUCCAGCAAAAGCGGAUUCCGUUGUUGUUUUGCUUUGCAGACAACCAUGUGCAGCACAGAAUUCCCUCAAGGAUAUGAACUGGGAUCAAGACCAAUGGAAACCUUUAAUAGCAGAUCGUUGUUUCUUAACGUGGUUGGUAAAAAUACCUUCGGAACAAGAACAGUUACGGGCCAGACAGAUUUCAGCUCAGCAGAUCAAUAAACUUGAGGAACUUUGGAAAGAAAACGUUGAUGCGACUUUUCAAGAUCUUGAAAAACCCGGAGUGGACGAAGAACCUCAGCAGGUCCUUCUCCGGUACGAAGACGGCUACCAGUACCAAAAUAUCUUUGGUCCCCUAGUAAAGUUAGAAGCGGACUAUGACAAGCGUCUGAAGGAAUCUCAAACUCAAGAAAAUAUUGAAGUACGCUGGGAUGUGGGUCUCAAUAAAAAGACCAUAGCUUAUUUCACCUUGGCCAAAACGGAUGGAGACAUGAAGUUGAUGCACGGAGACGAACUGAGGCUGAGAUAUGUUGGAGAGAUGCACAAGACUUGGGCAGGCGUUGGACACGUAAUAAAGGUCCCUGACAAUUAUGGAGAAGACAUCGGUAUAGAGUUGAAGAAUGGUUCUGGGGCCCCCAGCGAAUGCAGCAGUAACUUUGUUGUGGAUUUCAUCUGGAAAAGUACCAGUUUUGACAGAAUGCAGUUGGCUCUUAGAAAAUUUGCUGUAGACGAUACUUCAGUUUCUGCCUACAUCUACCAUCGCCUGCUGGGUCACGAAGUGGAAGAAGUUCUUUUCCGCUGCCACCUACCGAAACACUUUUCAGCACCAAACCUGCCCGACCUCAAUCGUUCGCAAGUCUAUGCAGUGAAACACGCUCUCCAGCGCCCUCUGUCUUUGAUCCAAGGACCGCCAGGUACUGGCAAAACUGUAACGUCCGCCACCAUCGUCUAUCAGCUUGUGAAACAGAAUGGCGGCCCAGUUUUAGUGUGUGCCCCCAGUAAUACAGCUGUCGAUCAGUUGACCGAGAAAAUACACAAGACUAACCUCAAAGUAGUGAGACUUUGCGCCAAGUCGAGGGAAGCUAUCGAUUCACCUGUCAGUUUCCUAGCGCUGCACAAUCAGAUCAGAAAGAUGGAAGGGAACACAGAGUUGCAAAAGUUGCAACAACUCAAAGAUGAGACGGGCGAGUUGAGUUCCGUCGAUGAGAAAAGGUACAGGAUGCUGAAGAAAAUGGCUGAAAAAGAAUUGUUGGAAGCUGCUGAUGUCAUUUGUUGCACUUGUGUUGGAGCUGGGGAUCCCAGGCUAGUUAGAUUGAAAUUCCAUUCAAUAUUGAUCGACGAGAGUAUGCAAGCCACAGAACCGGAGUGCAUGGUUCCAGUCGUGUUGGGCGUUAAACAACUAAUCUUAGUCGGUGACCAUUGUCAGUUGGGUCCCGUUGUGAUGUGCAAGAAAGCAGCCCGAGCAGGUCUCUCACAAAGUUUAUUCGAACGUCUGGUUGUUCUCGGUAUAAGACCUUUCCGCCUCGAAGUGCAGUACCGAAUGCACCCAGAACUUUCACGUUUCCCAUCGAAUUUCUUCUACGAGGGCAGUUUGCAGAAUGGUGUUAGCGCAGAAGAGAGAAAACUGAACAAAAUUGAUUUCCCUUGGCCAAUAGCUGAGAGACCGAUGUUUUUCCUCGUUACUCAGGGUCAGGAAGAAAUUGCAGGAUCUGGAACCAGUUACUUGAAUAGAACAGAGGCUUCCAAUGUUGAAAAAAUUGCUACGAGGUUUCUGAAAUCUGGCGUGAAACCUGAGCAAAUCGGUGUGAUUACUCCUUAUGAGGGUCAAAGGGCCUACCUCGUUCAGUACAUGCAGUACCAGGGUUCCCUACAUAGCAAAUUAUACCAGGAAAUUGAAAUUGCUAGCGUCGAUGCUUUCCAAGGUAGAGAGAAAGACAUUAUAAUAAUGUCUUGCGUCCGUUCUAAUGAGCACCAAGGGAUAGGUUUUCUCAAUGAUCCCAGACGGUUAAAUGUUGCUUUGACUAGAUCCAAAUAUGGAAUAAUCAUUGUAGGUAAUCCGAAGGUAUUGUCCAAACAACCGCUAUGGAAUCACCUCCUGUCUUUCUACAAGGAGCAAAAAGUAUUGUGCGAAGGACCUCUGACGAACCUCAAGGAAUCCCUCAUCCAAUUCGCCAAGCCGAAAAAGCUGAUCAAUGCCGAAAACCCAGGUUCCCACUUCAUGACUACUUCUAUGUUUGACGCUCGAGAAGCCAUGGUACCAGGCUCCGUCUACGAUCGUACCAACCAACCGAUGAACGGACAAUUCAACUACCCCACCACCCGCGGCAUGCCCUUGGAUAUGUUCAGUCGCACCCACGAUCCGAUUAGUUACAUCUCUCCCGAACGUGCUCAGGCAGGCAUGAACUUGCCCGUACCGGUUGGGAUGUUCAUGAACAUGGCCCACAUACCGCCGAGGUUCUACAAUCAACACCAGCAGGCACUGCAAGCACGCCAGCAGCAGAACCCGCGGAACAGGAAGCCUCCACAGAGGCAGAAGGGCAAAGGGUUGAGCCAAGACCACACCCAGCCGUUCAGUCAGAGUCUUCAGUUGACGCAGGGAAUGUCUCAACCUGGUUUGUCGCAGCCCGGUUUCAGUCUGAGCCAACCGGGUCUAUCGCAAGCAGAACUCAGUCAGGAUCCCUACAUGGCAGAAUACCAGUCACAGAUGGAUGGUUUGUUGUCCCAAGAUUCAACAUACCAGGGAGAUAGGUCUGCAUUUUACCAGCCUAGCAGCGCCCAGUUCUCCCAGCCCUAUUGAUUGAGUUCGGAAGAAGAAUGACACUAGAAUCGCGGGAGCGGUCUUCUGAAAAUUUGCAAGUGAAUGAGAUCUGAUCGUCAAAUUGUCAGUAACGCAACAAACAAAGGUCACGAGAUGUCGACUACGGAAACAAAAACACGAGACAUAAAAAGAGAGAAGUAAAUGAAUGCCACGAAGAGAUGUGGUGUACUUGCGUUAAUAAUCACAAUCCCAGAGAUGACAAAGCUCGGUCCUUCCUGUAGAUGACGUUUUCACACCGCUGUGACUAACCGAUUCCUAUUUUCUUCAAAUAUUGUAAGUUUUAUUUUAAAUUUAAUAUGAUAAGUUUCUUUUGUUAGCGAAUGUCGACUGUAUUGUAUCGACUCGAAUCACCCUGUUGAUUCGACACUCAAACAAAUACGUCUGCAUUCUUGAAUAACUAAGUAUAUUCGUAAAUUAUAUCCCAACAAUGAAACUUGUAUAGCCUUAAUUUUUAUGUUUAUUUUAAUUUUUGGCAUGUCAGGGUUAUGGUUAAAUUUCACAUACAGGGCUUGUACUACUAGAAUGUAUUGUCGGAUCAUUGCUUAUAAUACGUCAACUAGUUCAGUGCUUUUAUUUUCCAUUCAACUUGUCUGUCUACUUCACUUCUUGUAUGCAGAUGUUCCGAGUCCUAAAUUAUUUUCAGAUUGAUUAAAUGAAAUUAAAAUACUC